This is a messenger RNA of Stylonychia lemnae, 3603 nucleotides long. Lineage: Eukaryota; Ciliophora; Spirotrichea; Sporadotrichida; Oxytrichidae. The record is from the annotation of a GenBank genome assembly.
AUGCAAUCAUCCAAAUAGGUGGAUUUCGAUUUUUCAAGUUUGUAUGAGCUACUUCAAGACAUGAAGCGUAGUUUCUGGUCUAUCGACAGAGCUUAAGAGAGAUUUACCAAAUCUUUAUCAAGACAGCAUAAUAAUUAUUAUCAAAAAUUAAUACCAGAAAAAAGAAAACAGGCUGAAAAUGAAAAGGCAUUGGUACUUAAGAAUCCGAUGCUAAUUGGUUAGAUAAAAAAGAGGACUUUAGUAAAGAAAAUUGUUCUAGAGGAAGAUUUAGCAGAUGAAGUAGCUAGACGGGAAGCCUAAGAAAAUCUAAACGAGUCAUCUGGAAUUAAAAAUUAGUUGAGUAUCAUUGCAGAUAAGGCAUCAUAGUCAAUGAGCCCCAUAAAAGCAAUAGACAAAUCUCUUUCUGUGAGGUUCGAUGAAACGCUCAAAAGUAAAUUUCAGCCUUACUAAGAUAUGCCUUUGUAAUAAGAAGGGACAAUUAAAGCGGCUGACUCAUUUAUGGAGGCAAUUAGUUAAUUCACCUUGACUCAACAUAAUAUUCAAGCUAUUCAAAGUCCAGGGAAGAGGACUACAAAGUUUUCUAAUGCCGCAAAUAUGCUAAUGUUAGGAAACAAAAAUAGCAAACUAAAUGACAUUUCAAUUAUCUCAGAAAUUGAAAAUAUCUCUCCAAAAAAAUAAGUUAACAGUUCCUGGUUCUAGUCAGUAAUUGGUGAGCAAGAGACUGAUAAAGAUAGAGAGGAAGCUGAUAAGUAGUUUAUUGAAAAAUUUGGGAAAGUUAAGUAGCAAGUUGAUGAACUUUUCUCAGAAAAAAUUAAGAACAUCCAGUACUAUGAUUUUCAUAAGAUAAUUUAGAAUAAAAAGAUCAGAGAAAAGGUAUCUGAGAGAUUGUUUGAAUAACUUUUUGCUAAAAUACCAUUGAAUGAUAUAAUGGAAACUUUACUUGACUCUGAUAAGGAUUUAUUUAUGAAAUUCAGAGAUUAGAUCAUAACAUUUGAUCAACUUAGAGCUAGGAUUGCUGAAAGAAAAUUCAAGGUAUCAUAUUAAUGCUUGGAUGAUCUUAAAGAAAAACUAGAUCCUUAGUUCUAUACAAAUAUGGAAGAUUUUGAACCUUACUUUAAGAUGAUUUAUGGUUCUAAAUCAAAUUUAACUCAUAAGGACAUAUUAAGAGAUUUACUACCAUAUGAAAGUAAUAAGCGAUGUCUAAAAAGUAUUAAACACUAUGCAAAUAAGGGAAAGUAAAGAAGAAACUCUCAUUUCUUUACAAGCAUUUCUAGAGAUAAAGGGAGAAACAUGUUUAAAUUGUCAGAAAAUGCAUUAAGAGAUUCUUAGAUGCCAAAGAUCAAGGUUAAUAAGAUGGACAAAGAAAAUUUGGAUAAGAAUUUAGUAGAGAUUGAUUAAGAGAUAUCUAAAAGAUCUAAAACUGUUGGCCCUUAAGAAAAAAUUAAAAUGGAUCCAGAAGAAAUUAUAAAGCAAGUUUAACGAGAGAAUAUCAUAAAGUUGAAGCAGCAACUUAUAUAGCAAUUGUGGUAACAUAAAAUUCUUGAGCUUCAAAAUAUGCCAUAUAUUAGUUCUAGUGUUGCCUUUAAAGAUAAACAAGAAUAAUUCUUCUUUGGAUCAGAAGUUAUUAAGCCUAAAGUAGAUGAAGCGUAACAAAAAUUUCUGAUAUCAAAGAAGCAAAAUGGUACUUCAGAAAAAAAUAAGAAAAACUCAUUACAAUAAAAUGUUUACCUAAGUAACUAUGAGAUAAAGAAAGCAUAGGCAUUUGAGAAGAAGAAAAAUAUUUUGUUUCUUAAGAGACUUGAAAAUGAUGGAUAUCCUAUGAGAAUACAUUAAAAUGAAAAAGACCUAUUGAGAUUUUAUGGAGACAAGGAAGAGGAAUAAGCCUAGAAGGAUCUUGAAAGAGCAAUAGUUACUGAUCUGAUUGGGAAAUAGGGAGAGGCCUUAGAUUACAACGAUGGACAAUUUUAAAUGGUUUUAAAGAGUUUGAUUCAUACUGAUGAAGCUACUGAGGCCUACUAGAAAGAUAUAGAGAGACUUAAAGUAAAAGAAUUAACUUAUAGUUCUGCCAGAACAUGCGCAAUACCGAAAAUGGAUAAGAAAAAGAUGAUAAGACUUGUUGCGAAAGAGGGCGAAAAGAUUAAAAGCAAGAUGCUUAACAAUGCUUCAUCACAAAUUACUAGCAUUCCUGCCAUUACCUAUACUCACCAUGAUGAGCACUAAGAAAUUCCAGUGCAAGAGAUUAUUAUCCAAAAAGUAGAAAUCAACGAGUAAAAAGAAGUUAAACUUAAAGAACAUCCAAUGAAAAGUUAGGAAAAAUUCAAUAUCAUAAAUAAACCUCAUCCGAUGCCUCAAUUACUUCAUUACUUGAGUGAGAGCAACUCCAAUAUUGAGGUUUAGAAUGGUCUAGGCAGCAAAAAUUUGAAAAAUCAAAAUAUAGAGACAAAUAGAGGUGAAGGGCUAAACUUUAACACAGUAAAUUAAGACUAAAUAUAAGAAGAAGUUUAAUUUGAAAGGUCCAAGACUGCUGAAAACUUUGUAGGACUGAAGAAAUUUCAUACUUUAGACUAUAAUAUCAAUGAAAGCAUGAAAAGAUAAAGCAUAACUAGGCACCAAGGCAAAAGAAGGCCCUAAAAAUAGCUUUUAAAUGAAGUUAGUCAGAUUCAUACUACUAAUGAUGAUGAUGUGAGUACUUUACUUAGAGAUAAUUAGAAGACACUUGUGGUUUCAAAUGAUAAUGAUAUGCGCGAAUAUCUUGAUGGAAAGGAGGAUAUGACUUUCCAAACCAUACAGGAUAAAAAUAAAUCUUACUUUACUUUUGAUUAAAGCUAGCAACAAGCUAAAUAAUCAAGUAUCAACUAAAAAAACAACAAUAACAGAAGUAUGUUUAUAACAGAAGUUAGUGAUGAUUUCAAGUAAUUUGCAAACUAAUUUGGAAUACCACUACCGAACUCUAAGUCUAAUCUAUCUCAAUCUAGAAAUCUUUAAUCUAACACUUACUUUAAUGGCUCAACUAGAGCUGCAACAGCUAAUACUGCUAAUAGAGUAAGAAUAGGAAAUCAUAAUAAUCCAACUGACCUUAAACCAAAUUAAGAGAGGCUAAGAACAGCGCUUGCUCUCAAUAGAUAGCAAAGACUGAGUAGAAUAAAGAAUUCAGAAAAUAUCACAAUUGACGACCAAUCAUCUUUUAUGGGCGUUCAUGCACCUCUGAAGUCUUAGUUAAAUUAGUAAAAUGAGAGUAUAAACGAUUCUUUUAACUAAUCAAAAACUGAGUAGUCUGUUGAUUAUAAAACUUCUGCAAUUAUUCAUAGAAUCAAUAGAAUUAAGUAAAGUUAGGCUAAUGAUAUACUUAACAGAAAACAACUGAUCAUGAAAUAAAGGAAUAAUAUGAUAUCAAAGACCAAUAAUAAUGAAUCUAUGAAUGAACCAAUAGAGCCUGAGAGAUAGAGUAUAUUCGGAGGAGCUCGUAGAUCUCAUUAGAUAAAUUUAAAAGUUUAAAAAGAUACUAAUAGCAUAGAUAACUAAUCAAAUGGAAUGGGUACUAAUUAAGAUUCUAAAAUAGCAAGUGCAGUUAGAAAUGUAGAGUCAGUUAGUAAAUAAUCAUGA